Molecule: messenger RNA, 4002 nt
Organism: Orbicella faveolata
Lineage: Eukaryota; Metazoa; Cnidaria; Anthozoa; Scleractinia; Merulinidae
Molecular function (GO): ATP hydrolysis activity; protein binding; ATP binding
Source: RefSeq, a predicted model, not a curated record
UCAUGCCACGGGAAUAAAUUCCCAAAAAGACUGACAACAAAGUUGUUUAGAAAUAAUUCAAAAGACGUUUUUUAAUGUUGGGGAAAUUGUUCACUUAACCUGUCAAAAAUUGAGCACAGUUAAGAGUUCUUGUUUCUUUAAAGGAAUAUUCAGAACGCUGAAGGGACAGUAUCGUCCUGCCGAAAUAAAUACUUUUCACCGGGUUUGGUUUAUCGCUAUAAGUAAUGGCUCUACAGCCAUUUACGAACGAACAGUUGAACUAUUUCAAGUUUGCUUUUGUUGUGCUGAAUGAGUUCCCCAAGGUGUUACGCCAAACUUUUAAACACAUGUGGGACAAUACCUUCGCACAUCUCCCUGGUUACCAGCUGUGGGAUGACUCCAUUGGUGUGCGAAACAUGUUCCUUGCUACAGAGGGCGGUAAAACCAAAGUACCCACACACCUCUCUUACGAAGAAUGGGAUUGUAGCGCCUUGUUCCAAGCCACUAUCCACGCGGAGUCCUUCGCUUUACCAGACACAGCAGGUCAUCACAGGACACUCAGUGAUUUGUACUUGAAGUACCGUAAACCGUCGCAUGGAAGGUUUCAUUCUUCUGUAGUCAGCCCUGGCGGAAAUAACGCUGAAACUUUUGCACUGGCGAUUGAUCAACUGCGACUUCUAAGAAAUGCCUUUUGUCACUCAUUCAGCUCUGAGAUUGACAAAAAGACGUUUGAUCAAUACAUUCAAUACACCAAAGACGCCAUCGAUGCUCUUGGCGCCAAGACUGACCCUAUUGAUGCCGUUGGAGGUUUGACUGAAUCGGACUUUCCUACACCAAGAAUUUGUAAGCUAGAAGACGACAUCAAAAAGGAGCUUCAGACAGCAAGCGCAUUUCUUAAGGACGAUAUAAGGGACGUGCUAAUGGGAAUAAAGUCAGAUGUAGCUCAAUCGAAACAGGAACGAAAAGAAGACGCAAAACUCCUAAAGAACCAGUUGACAUUACAGGAGUUGAAAGAAGACACUUCAGAACUGAGGAAGGCAAUCGAAAAGACAACUGUCGCAAACCAAGAAAUGAUGAAUGAGAAAAUUGCCGAGAUUAAUCAGAAGUUUGACGAGCUACUCAAGACUGAGCGAUCUGGACCUAAGACAUUUCUACCAAGAUCAAAUCUUCCUCCAAAGGUUCCCCACUUCACAGGCCGCCAGGCAGAAUGUGACGAGAUUGUUGGUCACAUGACUUCCGAGGCAACCCGACUCGUCUCCGUCUGGGGUUCACCAGGAUUCGGAAAAACGUCUGUUGCGAUCGCAGUGGGGCAUCGUCUUCAAGCACGGGAGCUGUCCGUGUACUUUCUCUCAUUACGUGGGCUCAAGUCAAAAAGCGAUUUAACGUCAAAAUUUCUUAGUCUGUUCCGACAGGCUGGGACACUUGAAAAUGACAAGUUUCAUGAUUUAUCAACUGAUGAUGAGCUUUGCUUAAUUUUUGGCAAACUAUUUCAUUGCUGUGUUAUAAUCCUGGAUAAUGCCGAUGAACUGUUUGAAUGUGGUGUGCCAAACGUAAAAGAGGAGGUUAUCCAAUUGAUUGGAGAAAUCCUCAAUCGCAGUGACAAGGUCAACUUCCUUUUAACAACAAGAGAGUCUUUGUCGUUUUUGAAUUUACAUUUUCAAGGACACGUGUCUAUCAGAAUAAGAGAGCUAGACAAGUUGUCAUGUCAAGCCCUAGCUCGAGAAUUGUUCCCAGAAGCGAGCUCUUCUGAUUUGACAAAAGUUUCGCGAAUCUGUGGGCAGGUUCCCUUAGCCAUUAAAUUAUUGUGUUCUUCCAUUUCUGAAGAAUUUGCUCGAUCAAGUCAAUACAUUGAUGAAUUCAUAGAGCGUACAGAAAAUAUUGUAGAAAUGUUGGACAACCCAGAUUAUCCAAGCAAUUUGAGAUUAGAAUGUCUCUUCGAGUCAUCUUUCCAGAGACUCUCUACACACGAUCAAGAGGCACUAGUAUCCUUGUGCAUCCUUCCGGCAAAUUUUGAUGUAACGGUUGCCGCAGCUGUUUUGGGGAUUACAAGAGCAACCGAAGCAGAGAAGGUGUUGCGAAGACUUCAGAGAAAAUCUCUUAUCGACUGUUGUUCAAAUUUGAGUAAAUUCUCUAUGCAUAAACUAAUUCAAUCGUUUGCAAUGGAAAAGGGAGAAAAUGACAUGAGAGAAACAGUGCUCAUCUCAAAAUCUCGCUUCUAUACAUUUUACAUUGGCUUAUUCGAGAAACUCAAUGAAAAUUUCCUUACUGGGCGUUCCAUGUCAGCAUUCAUUCAGUUCUAUGAAGACGAAACAAACAUUGUGCAAAGUUUAACUGACGGUUGUUUUGAUUCCAAGACAGCCGACAGAGUUUUUGAUGUUUUGACGAAAGCAGAGCUGUUUCUUGACUCACUCUUUUGGAGUGAUGGAUCUAAAUUUGAGACAAUUUUCGAUUCAGCAAUAAUGGCGGCUAGUCAGUCUGGAAGAACGGUUUUCUACAGUCGCCUACUCACUUCCAAGGCGUUUACCUACGUGACCUGGGCAGAAAGUGGAAACACAAAGAAGCUGCUUUCUGAAUCCAAGGAACUUCAAGUAUCUACUUACUCCGACGGCGAAGAAGAAAAAGUAAAACACUUGUCCUACUAUGGACUCUAUCAGCUUGUUAUCGGGAAGAUAGAGGAUGGAGUGAAAGUUUUGGAAGAAGCGCUUACCUCCAUGAACACAAGUCCGGAGCACACAGUUUUGAGGCUGAUUAUUUCUCAAAUUUUUGCCAUCUAUUACCAAUGCAAAAAUGACUCAAUGAGCUCAUUCAGUUUUUAUAUGAAAGCACUAAAGGAAUGUAGAGAUUUCGGAGACGCGAGUUUACUGGUUAUCCCUAUGCUACAGUCAACAACAAUGCCAGGUGACGAACGUUGCUUCAUGUCACCAAAAACAGGCAAUGCUUUGGCAAACCAGCCUCUUAAAUUUCAAGUUAUCCUGCUCGUGAGCGAAGCAGUGAAAAACUUUUCUACCUCGGACACUAAACAAUUUUUUGGCAACUUGCUUCUUGGCAUACUACACGAGUGUGAGUCAGAACUCCACACAAGUACAUUAGGCUGGUCAGUCAAUUUUCAUCGCAAUGUCGUCGUUCUGCUGCAGUCACUUUGUAGAGACGAAGACGCUAUGACAAUUGCCGAGGGAAGGAUUAGAAUUUACCAACAAGCACUGCAACAAAGCCUUGAAAGAAACGAACAAACAGGUGACAAUUCAGAACAUCAAGAGGAGGCACUAGCCCAGAACUAUUCAGAGCUUGGUAACAUUCAAUACAGGAGAGGCAAUUACGCAGAAGCCAUGACGUCGUUCCAACGAGCAGUUCAUAUCAGACUGAAGCUGUUUGGUGAAAAUCAUCCAGAAACCGCUGACAGCUACCAUGGUAUAGGGGCUACGCAACAUUUAGUGGGAGACUACACCUCCGCUCUUGAGUCAAAAAAGCGUGCACUUGAUAUCAGAAUUAAAUUGUUUGGUGAAGCAAAUGCAAAAACCGCUGACAGCUACCGUGAAGUAGGGGUUACCCAAUAUUUACUGGGGGAUUACACCUCCGCUCUUGAGUCACACAAGCGCGCACGUGAUAUCAGAGUUAAACUGUCUGGUGAAGUAGAUUCAAAGACCGUUGAAAGUUACCAUGAAGUAGGGGUUACUCAACAUUCCCUGCGGGAUUACAUCUCCGCUCUUGAGUCAAAAAAGUGUGCACUUGAGUUCAGAUUAAAACUUUUUGGUGAAGAGCAUUCAAAGACUGCUGACAGCUACCAUUCUAUAGGAGUUACACUGCUUUCUCUGGGAGAUUACACCUCCGCUCUUGAGUCGCACAAGCGUGCACUUGAUAUCAGAAUUAAAUUGUUUGGUGAAGAACAUUCAGAGACCGCUCACAGCUUCCAUUCAGUAGAGAUAACACAGAAUUUACUGGGAGAUUACACCUUCGAAUGAGAUUAAAUUUCGAUAAACAUUUCAAAAUAAAAAUGAGCGAUAGAAAUUUUACACAACGUUUCGA